This is a messenger RNA of Didymosphaeria variabile, 1062 nucleotides long. RefSeq lists its product as uncharacterized. NCBI's taxonomy places the organism in Eukaryota, Fungi, Ascomycota, Dothideomycetes, Pleosporales, Didymosphaeriaceae. The transcript has 2 exons. The record is from RefSeq and is a predicted model, not a curated record. Bases 1 to 1062 code for a protein of 353 amino acids.
AUGACCGCGUGGAUGCACGCAACACCCUGGAAACAAGACGUUGAAUCCUGGGAUAGGCUCGGUAUCCUGCAAGCUAUGCCGGCGGGUCUUUUUGAAGGCGAUGUGACCGGCAGACCAUGGGAACAGCGCGUAGAACUUAUGAGAGAUGCAGUCAUCUACAACAGGAACAAUCCCAGCAUAGUCUUCUACGAGGGUGGCAAUUUCGGUAUCAGCGAGGAUCACCAGCAACAGCUCAAGGAUGUUAGAGACAAGUACGAUCAGGAGGGCGGCCGAGCCAUGGGAGCUCUGGGAAUGCUUGCCUUGAAGGUUGCUGAGUACGGUGGUAAGGUGGUAUACAUCAACAAGGGAUCACGUAUCUCCUUUUGGCAGAUGGAGUACUCACGCAAUGAAGGCCUCCGCAAGUAUUGGGACAGUCACUCUCCGUCAUACCAUCCCGAUGGCGAAGGAGAAGGCAAGGGAGCAUCGUAUAAUCGCAAUCAAGGCUCACAUGCAAUUGAGGAUGUUGAACGCUGGUUCGACUACUACGAACAGUGCCCCGGAACAGGCAAACGCGUCAAUGCUGGCGGCAUCAACAUUAUUUUCUCGGACUCGAACACGCAUCAUCGCGGCGCAGACAAUUAUCGCCGGUCUGGAGAGGUUGAUGCGGUGAGAUUACCGAAAGAUGGAUGGUACGCGCAUCAAGUCAUGUGGGACAAUUGGGUCGACAUCGAGAAAUCAGCGACACACAUCAUCGGACAUUGGAACUACAAUACCAGCACAUCGAAGAACAUCUCCAUAGUUUCAACAGCCGGCAAAGUGGAGUUGAAGCUGAACGGAAAGGCUCUCAAUGCGGCCUUGCAGUCGAAGCUUUUUUUGUUUACUUUCGUCAACGUGACUUGGCAAGAAGGCACGCUCGAGGCUGUCGGAUACACACAUGGGAAGCAGUCGUCUUCAGAUCAGCGCAAGUCAAGGCCACAUACUUCUCCAAGUGGCUUUCUAGCCGACGGGGCUGAUAUUGCCCUGAUCGAUAUCGAAGUGGUCGAUUCAUACGCCAACGCAAUCCAGUCGGUCUCGACACUAUAG